GAUCGUGGAUUAACCUUAACUGCUUUCUCCAUCCUCCAUUCACUCAGCCUCUCCCGCUCCAAUCCUGACCGUCGAUCUUCUUCCCUCUCCAGACCGCCAAUCAAUCUACCAACCCCACUCACUUCACUCCCUCGACGCGACUAAAAACAACUCGUCUCCAACACGGCCUCGUUGCCUGCCUAAACACCUCUAUACAUCCCUUUCGGUGCACUCAAUCCGCUGUUCCUGGUUUAUUCCGGCCGGUAUACAGCAUGGCCGCUCUCACCAUGACCCCAACCACCAUGCGGCAGCCAUUUGCCAGCUUGGACGCGCCACGCAUGCGCUCCUUGCUCAAGACUAGAAUGAACAUGAAGAACAAACAAGAUGGUGCCAUUCUUUCGGGAAAGAGACAGCCCCUGUCGGACGUGGACUCGGAGAAUAUCGACCCAACCACUUUCAAACAAUCCGCCAAACGCAAGCGUGGUGCCGACGAUGAUGACCUGGAACCUGCCAAGGAACCCUGCAAGCCAUUCAAAACCUCUCGCAUGGUUCUGACCACCGUGAAGUCAACCACUGUCACUCCUCGCAAGCCAACCACACCCACCAAACCAACCGUGUCUACUCCCAAGUCCGCUCCCAACCUUCGGCCAGCUGGACGUUCACCACCGCCCAAGUCUUGCAAGCCAUUCUCUCGUCGUUCUACUAUCGCCAAAAGCCGUCCCGAGUCCGCUAACCGGAAAUCCGUCCACCGCCCAUUCUCUCUUGCAACCGCUCUGUCUGGCGCAAAGGCAAAGAGUCAGCCCAGCCCUAAAGCUCCUGCAUCCUGGUCAUUCGAUAUCCAUGUGGACACCGAGCAGGAAGAGAUGACCAACCUCAUGCAACACUCCACCUGUGUCCUGGACAUCAGCGACCAGGAAGGGAAAGUUGAGACCUCUGGUCGAGGCAAGGAGAAUGUACCUCCGGCGGAACUCGGACUUGAUCUUCCCCGUUCUCGUCAGCAGGAGUCCCCUGCGGCUGCGGCGCGCAAGUCUGUCAUGCUGGAGGAGUCUCGUGAGCCAUUGGGUGACCUCAAUGCCGCCGACUACUACGGUGAUGACUGCCAUGCCUUCUCCUAUGCCGUUGUCUAUGAUGACGAGGCCGAGGAGAAUGCGAAGAAGGCCCCAUCAGCACCACGCUCAACCCCCAACUCCGCCCGCAGCAAGCUUUCCAACGUCUCCUCCGUCUCUUCCUUGCUUGAAGUAACCGCCCCUGCCAAGCCUACCGCUGAGGUUGAAGCUGAGGCGGCAAUCGAGAUCUGGGAGAGCGAGAGUGCUGCGGAAGAAGCCGCUGAUGCCAACUGAAUCCGCGGCCACCACUUGAUAGCUCGCCUCGGACUAUCACCCCAUCAUACAUACCAACAAGAGUUAUAUUAUAUGGCGUUCGGAUUACUCCAGGGUUGUACAGCAUCGUUUUUGGAUACCCUACCUAUACAGUCUUUUUGAUUUCGUUUGGAGCCGUUUUAUACCGACCAGAUCCGUCACGAGACGAAUUUUCUUGAGUCCUUUUUCUUAUU
Molecule: messenger RNA, 1531 nt
Organism: Aspergillus eucalypticola CBS 122712
Lineage: Eukaryota; Fungi; Ascomycota; Eurotiomycetes; Eurotiales; Aspergillaceae
Exons: 2
Coding region: 252-1319 (355 amino acids)
Source: RefSeq, a predicted model, not a curated record